AUGCCCUUCGAUGUCUUGACCGCAACAGCCAGUGACCUUCGCGUGCUCCUUGAGCAGCGCAAGGUUACCAGCGUCCAGCUUGUACAAGCAUAUCUACAGCAGAUUCGCACCCAUAACAAAGAUGGCGCGCGCCUUAGAGCCGUUAUAAGUGUCGUGCCGGAGAAGCAACUUUUGGACACUGCAGCCCAGCUGGAUCAAGAGCGCGAGAGCGGGAAGACGAGAAGCCCGUACCAUGGCAUUCCCUAUUCCAGGGCUAAUGAUGACAAUAUGUGGACGGCUACAUCAUUCACUUUGCCGACAACAUGCGGGGCAUACGCCUUGAAAGACGCAAUUGCAAGGGAGAAUGCCGAUGUUGUUCAAGCACUGCUGGAUGCCGGCUUGAUUCUUCUAGGCAAAGCAAAUCUCUCGGAAAUGGCUGGUUUCAAGGGAGAUGGCGGAUAUGCUGGAUGGUCAACAAUUGGAGGAGCUGUACUGAAUGACCUUUUCUUCUGUCAAACUCAAUCUCCCUAUGUCCCCGACGGCAUUGACCCCACGGACAGCUGGCUUGGACAUAGCACGCCUGCCGGUUCAUCAUCUGAAUCGGCAGUUGCAGUUGCUGCUGGCAUGGCGCCGAUUGCACUCUGUACCGAGACAGACGGAUCGAUUACGCAGCCCAGCGACCGAGCCAGUCUUCACUCCCUCAAACUUAGCGUUGGCAAGGCUUCUUUCCGGGGCAUUCUGCCCGGCACUCCGUUGGCGGAUUCUGCUGGCCCCAUGACGAAGUCCCCCGACGAUGUUGCCGCACUUCUGGACAUCCUUACGCCUUUGAAGGAGGGUUCCCAUUACGAUUUCUUGACCAAGUCUUUCGCGGGUCUCCGAAUUGGAAUUUUAGAUGAGAAAGAAUGCGUGUCUUCCCCCAAUGCCGUGCGCCCGAACGACGCCUACAACGAGCAAUUUAAUCACGACUUCAACAAAGCCAUUGACCUUGUCGAGAAAGCUGGAGCGCAUGUGAAACGCGACAUUCCUCUUCGAAAGUUUACUAUCGACACCCACAACUUGUUCCCGGAAUUCAUUAACGGACUUGACCAUUCUCACGUCAAGACGAUGCAGGAUCUCGUCGACUUCAAUAAAAAGUAUGCCGACAUUUGCUUGCAACCAGGGACGCCCAAUCAGGUGGCCCUUGAGCGGGCUGCUACUGCAGAGAUGUCCAAAGAGACCUAUGAAAAAUACACCGCUGCUCUUCGCCGACACAAUCGGGAAGAAGGCAUCGAUGCUAUGUUGCAAGGGAACGGCGUCGACGUCCUCAUAGGCCCUCCCCGAGGACGCUUCAACACUAUCGCCACAGCAGCCAACUACCCCAUCGGUACCAUCCCACUCGGGUAUGCGACCAGGUUUAACGGUAGGGCGUUUGGCUUGGCUGUGGUUGCGCCAGAGAACAAGGAAUCGUUGAUCUUGAAGGUGAUGAGCGCCUGGGAGGCUGCCAUGCCGAAGCGGCAGCCCCCUCCCAAGCUUGCUAAGUGGGAUGGGGCUGCUUUUGAGAAGUAG
Messenger RNA from Dichotomopilus funicola, 1524 nucleotides. RefSeq names its product amidase signature domain-containing protein. Bases 1 to 1524 code for a protein of 507 amino acids. The transcript has 10 exons. NCBI's taxonomy places the organism in Eukaryota, Fungi, Ascomycota, Sordariomycetes, Sordariales, Chaetomiaceae. The record is from RefSeq and is a predicted model, not a curated record.